AUGGAUAAUCAAUCCAAAAAAAGCACUGUAAGGAGCAAGAGCUCGUUCAGGUACUUCCAGUUUGAGGAAGGCAGAGACUCUCCAGGAGAUGCUUGGAACGUUCUCUUAAUAGUUGCCACUCUGAUUGCUGCAGUGACCUUUCAAGCUGGGGUCAACCCUCCUGGGGGAGUUUGGCAAGAUAACAAAGAUGGACACAAAGCGGGGAGAGCCAUUUAUGCAUCUGAAAAACAAGCUUAUUAUAUUUUCUUGAUUUCCAACUCUUUGGCAUUUUCAGCUUCAGUCUUGGUCAUAAUGUCCCUAACAUACAGAUUCCCUUUUCAUCUCGAAGUGGUGGUUGCCACGGCUUCAAUGAUUGUAACAUAUGGGUCUGCUGUAUUCGCUGUCACGCCCAAGGAAUCGAUGAAGUUUCGCUAUAUUCUGAUCGCAGCUGCUGUGCCUUUUGCAAUGAGGUUUUGUAUUCGAAUCUUUAUCAAGUACUUAUUAAAGAAAUCAUCUGCAGCUGAGGACUCACCCGCGGGUUGUUGA
This is a messenger RNA of Juglans microcarpa x Juglans regia, 525 nucleotides long. RefSeq lists its product as uncharacterized. NCBI's taxonomy places the organism in Eukaryota, Viridiplantae, Streptophyta, Magnoliopsida, Fagales, Juglandaceae. The transcript has a single exon. The coding region runs from base 1 to 525 and encodes 174 amino acids. The record is from RefSeq and is a predicted model, not a curated record.